GCGUUGGCCUGAUGUAGGUCUGAUCAGCACGUUGGCCUGAUGGAGGUCUGAUCAGCACGUUGGCCUGAUUUAGGUCUGAUCAGCGCGUUGGCCUGAUGUAGGUCUGAUCAGCACGUUGGCCUGAUGUAGGUCUGAUCAGCUUGUUGGCCUGAUGCAGGUCUGAUCAGCGCGUUGGCCUGAUGUAGGUCUGAUCAGCGCGUUGGCCUGAUGCAGGUCUGAUCAGCGCGUUGGCCAGAUGUAGGUCUGAUCAGCGCGUUGACCUGAUGUAGGUCUGAUCAGCGCGUUGGCCUGAUGUAGGUCUGAUCAGCGCGUUGACCUGAUGUAGGUCUGAUCAGGUCUGAUGUAGGUCUGAUCAGCAUGUUGGCCUGAUGUAGGUCUGAUCAGGUCUGAUGUAGGUCUGAUCAGAGUGUUGGCCUGAUGUAGGUCUGAUUAAAAGAUUUUAGCAGCAGUAUCACAUAGUUUUAUGUUUUUAUGUGUCGAGUUAAGGGAUCAGACUAAUAACAAUCCUACCUACAGCACCUUUAAGGGAUCAGACUAAUAACAGGAUUUAAUAAAUGUAGAUGUUAACUGUGUUGUUGUGAUGUUUAGCUGCGUUUGGAUUUGGUCGAUCUGACGGCAGAAAUCCAGAGAUUCACAAUAAGAGAGGAGGAGGAGAACCAGGAGCCGGCAUACGUUCCUCACGCUCUGGCUUUUAAACGAGCGUACGCCAUCAAGAAUCGCUCUCUGAAGGACAGAGUCCCCCUGAAGGACUCUGUCUCAUCCUGUCCCACGGAGGUUUUGGGGGUCCUGGUCCCGCCGAAGGAGCCGUCCAGUCUCAGCGUGAUGGAGACCCUGUUCCACACGGUACCAGAGCACCAAGACGAAGACCUGGACGCCAAAAUCACCCGACGAGUUCAGAGAGCCGCUCGGAGAAAGGCCAAACAGGAACAGCUAAAAAGACUCCACAAAGCUCAGAUGAUCCAGAGAGAGCUGCAGCAGGUGGAGGAGAAACAGAGACAGCUGGAGGAGAGAGGAGUGAUGGUGGAGAAAGCUCUGAGAGGGGAAGCAGAUUAUUGGGGAGACGCCAGCGACAGCCAAGACACCGAGCUACACCUGGAAGGAAUGGGGAAACUGGAGAAUUCGGCUCUGAUGCAGCAGUGGUUCCAGUUGGUCCAGCAGAAGAACUCUCUGGUCCGAUACGAAUCUGAACUCAUGAUAUUUGCUCGAGAGUUGGAGUUGGAGGACCGCCAGAGUCGCCUGCAGACGGAGCUCAGAGAGCGGAUGGCCGUGGACGACCACCUGAAGGAGGAGUGGCAGCUGCUGGAGGAGCGUCUGAUCCUGGAGGAGAUGCUGGACGUGGUGGAGCAGAGAGACGCUCUGGUGUCUCUGCUGGAGGAACAGAGACUGCAGCAUCGGCAGGAAGACCAGGACCUGGAGCAACUCAGCUGGGCCUGAACCGCAAGUCUCAAUUCUCUGUGAGACUGAACAGAACCAGAACAACAUGCAGGAGGUAGCACAGCUGCCUUUAUGAACGACAGCAGACAGUCAUCAGCGUAUAGUUAGAGCUCUACAGUUUGGUUCCCAUUUUCUCCAGAAGAAUUUUGAUUAUUAAUGUCUGAAGUUGCAAAGAAACUCCCGCACACUGUCUAACUGUCUUUCUGUCUAACAAAAAGUAUAUAAAGUUUAAUAGUAGGCAACUCAGCUGCACCUGAACUAAGACUGCUGUGAUGUCAUAACAAUUGCAAUUCUGAACUCUUUACGAGACUGAACAGAACCAGAACAAGAUGCAGAAGGUAGCAUUGUAGCAACAGCAGACUGUCAUCAGCGUAAAGUCUGAGGUUUUGUUUCAGCAUUGGGGGGGGGGGCACAUUAUAACCGGUGUGCCUUGGGAGUCUUCAGCAUCAAACACUUAAUUUUUCCUACACUCUAAGAAAGAAAUCCGUAAAAUAACAGAAAAGUUCUGGCAGCUCAGAUUAACAAACGGAAAUGAUGUGUAGCUACAGUAAAAAUACAGAAGUUAGGCGUGUUAUAUAACAUUCUCUCAUACAAAGCUGCUCAGUUAGUAAACUUUUUUUUCCAAAAAUGUGGACUUAAUCUCCCAAAACCAAUCAUAUUUUAAGGGAGGGACAAAUCUACCUCUCCUAAAUAUUGGGGGGAAUCAGAGCUUUAAAGCCAAUCAGAUUUGCCAUUAGCCACAUUUGUUUUCCUCCAAACUAAGUUUGAUUUGAUUUGGUUUUGUUUCGCUCCGUUCUGUUCGUCUUCUCCGUUUCAGCGUAGCUCGUUAUUGAUACCGAACGGUUGUACAACACGUCACCACACAGUGUUCAUGGGAAAUGUAGGAUUAGCACUACAAGCAGUGUUGCCAGAUAAAGAUGUUUCCAAGCCAAACGCACACAAAACCGCCCACAUUUCUUGGCGAAAAAAAAACCAAUCUUUACCGAUAUUUGGCAGGUUGGCAGGUGUCAAUUUAAAGCCCUGGGGGGAACAUGUCCCGCAUCAUUUCUUUCAAUUACCAAUUUUAUAAAAUACGUUUUACCAAAAAUAAAUGAGGUACAAAGCUUUAUUUUGAGCUUCUUUCCACCGAUGUCACGCACGCUGUAAUCCCGCCUCUCAAACACAGAAACACACCGAGCCGUCUCUGUGUAACGUUA
Messenger RNA from Perca fluviatilis (European perch), 2630 nucleotides. RefSeq names its product MICAL C-terminal like (gene micalcl). The transcript is spliced from 8 exons. NCBI's taxonomy places the organism in Eukaryota, Metazoa, Chordata, Actinopteri, Perciformes, Percidae. Bases 823 to 1434 code for a protein of 203 amino acids. The record is from RefSeq and is a predicted model, not a curated record.